CAGGUUGUAGAACUAACAAGCUAGUGCCUCUCGGGGCCCGGCUUCUGUCUCUCGAAGUGGAUCCCGAACUGAAUCAGAUACUGGAACUGAAACUGAGCUGGGCCGGAAACCGAGACUCGAGAGACUCAGUCUCGAGUGCGAUAUUGGCGAGUGUGAACGUGUUUACUGGGGCUUCGACUGCCAACACUCGAAACCAACUCUACGAUGGCAACUGCGCGGCGGCUUCCCUGGCAGAAGCCUCUUUAUUUAUUCAUCUGGCUGUGCCUGGCUUUGGAUCUAAGUCGAGCAGCUCGAGUGCCCAGCGAUCAGUUCGUGUUUCCCUCGGAGUCGAAGGAAACUCCGCCCGUCCGGCUGGAGUCCAGACUCAGGGAAAUCGAGCGGCAAAUGGGGGAGGUCAUCAGGGCCACGAAUGUUACCCUCGUGAUCCCCAAGGAGGGCAAGGAGGGCAGGAAGGGCACUUCCAGAACCGCUACUAGCGAAAACUCCACACACGAACCGGAAAACACACCCGCUGAAACCGGAAGGUCGAUCCCAGAGGCGAGGGGGGUUGACUUGCCAACCCCUCAGGGAAGUAAAACCCUCCGUCCCUCCAGCGAAUCCAAGAUGGUCACCUUCGUCAAAGAAUCAGAAUCAAAUGUAACCGCUCCUUGGGAUCAAACCCAAGCCUCCAUUGUUUCCGAUCCCGACAGCGUGAUUAUUGGGCCAAGGAUUGUCCUGGAAACCACGAAAAUUUGUCCGAAGGGAACUGUGCUGACCGUUAAUGACCACUGCCGCAAGAUUGCCUAGCAAAGGGUUUAGUUCUUCAAUAAGUAUCUUAAAAGCAAUGCUCUGAGGAAUACUGAGAUUUAAAAGCUAAGCAUUGAAAAGCCUUAAUCGUCAGUGCUGAUGAGAUUGGUAAGCCAGUAAUUGCAAAGGCAUUUCCAAAAAAGUGAAAAUAAGUCGCCUAAACAAUCUAUUUGUAUAGAUACCAAAAAUUAUGUAAAAAAGCAAAAAUAAAUAAGUUCUAAAAUCUGUAUUAUAACAUA
Molecule: messenger RNA, 1025 nt
Organism: Drosophila biarmipes
Lineage: Eukaryota; Metazoa; Arthropoda; Insecta; Diptera; Drosophilidae
Exons: 1
Coding region: 205-786 (193 amino acids)
Source: RefSeq, a predicted model, not a curated record